AUGGAAGAAAAACCUAAUAACAAAAGGGUUUUAAGCACAUCGACAGAGCUAGAGCAGGAGCAGCAACAGGAGCUCGACUUUUAUCUUCCUACAGAUAUUCUACUGUUCGUCUUCACUCUACUGAGCUUUAAAGACACAGCUCGGGCUGCCGGUGUCUGCAGGAAAUGGCGAGCCGCUGCCGCCACCGUUCAAAAUUUGGGCACACCACCGCGGCUUCUGCACCUUCCAACUAUAUAUAGUUACCAUCGGUAUGAAUUUGUGGACCUUUCUUCGAGACAGUCGCACAGCCUCAGCUUGCCAAAAUGCCGAAGAGGUAGACUCUACCAUGUCCGGGAUCGUUGGAUGCUGUUUUUCAAGGCGAGCAUGCGAGCCUUCACAUUAUUCUGUCCAUACACAACUGACUCGGUUCAACUACCUCGAUUAUCCGAGGAGUUCAAAGGAGCGGCUUUCUCAGGAAAUCCAAAAUCGCCAGACUGUGUCGUCGUCGCUAUAAAUAUAUCUUUGUACACACGCGCAACCAUCUCAACUUGUCGCCCGGGGGAUGAUAAAUGGACGACUGUCACUUAUCAAUCGCAGUACCCAUUCCCCGACUGCAUUUGGAGCUGUGCAGUAGCCUGCAAUGGUAGUUUCUACUGGAUGAGCCCCUCAGGAAGGGUGGGAAUCUUCGAUCCAACGAGAAACAACUGGAGAGUCUUCAAUGCCGAGCAUGACCAUUUGGUAAACGGUGGUUUCCCAAAUAGAAGGAGGUGGUUCAUGGCGGAGCACGGCGGGGAGGUCUUUCUUGUCCGGACAUGCAUUGUUUGUUCAGUAGCAGUCUUUAAGUUCGACCAGACUGAAUUGGACUGGGUGGAGGUGAGAGAUUUGGGUGGGAUAACAAUCUUUGUAAGCCCUAAAGGUUCCUACAUAAAGGAUAAGAUGCCUGGGCGGAUGAGAGACUGCAUUUUCUUCUCGGACGACCAGUACUUCAUGAGGUAUUUAAGGCACCAGAAAAGAUACUUUAGGGAGGCUCUAAUUCGCCCUAAGGAACAGCAUGAAGCUGUUUGGAUCGAUGCACCUGAGGAUGAUUCUGUUCUUCAGGGAUCUUCCAAGCCAGCAACCUAA
This is a messenger RNA of Andrographis paniculata, 1101 nucleotides long. Its product is annotated as F-box/kelch-repeat protein At1g57790-like. The transcript has a single exon. Gene Ontology annotation, molecular function: protein binding. The coding region runs from base 1 to 1101 and encodes 366 amino acids. NCBI's taxonomy places the organism in Eukaryota, Viridiplantae, Streptophyta, Magnoliopsida, Lamiales, Acanthaceae. The record is from RefSeq and is a predicted model, not a curated record.